AUGGUGCUUACAACAGUGUUAAGGUGUAUAUAUGUCAAGGCCACGAUUGUCGAUUGUGUGUCCACGGUUAGUUUGAGUAUGCCAAUGCUUCUCAAGUUGUUGCUGGAGAUGAACACGGAAAGAGGUACUUAUAUAUCGCUGCGGCCUAAACGGGCCAAACGCAUUUUGAACCCAUUUAUUUUAUAA
This is a messenger RNA of Arabidopsis thaliana (thale cress), 186 nucleotides long. RefSeq lists its product as uncharacterized. The transcript has a single exon. The record is from RefSeq and is marked reviewed. Bases 1 to 186 code for a protein of 61 amino acids. NCBI's taxonomy places the organism in Eukaryota, Viridiplantae, Streptophyta, Magnoliopsida, Brassicales, Brassicaceae.